UUGUUUUUGACGACGCGGGAUUGACCUGUCAUCGUGCAAAAUGCAGCCCAAAGCUGUAAUUCAAAGAUACUAAGAGAACUUAAAUAUCCAGCCAACUUACUGCGUCAGUGGUAGUCCAGAGGGUUCAGUUAUCUGGGAGGGGUUGCUAACUAUAGUAAAACUGAACAGCACGCAAGGAUAUCUGACAACCCAUGCUUCCUGCCAGAGUUAGUUACCGAAUUACCGAAUUCCUCACUCAUAUUAAGCAAUAUAACCGUCGAAUAGGAACUGGAUCACUCAUCUGUGGAAGGAGACAUUUCCUCUGCAACCAGCACUUUGUUCCUUUGCCUGGCUCCAGCUGAACCUUGUCCUGUGGGCGACGUAAUAGCAUACCAGAUUUUGACCAGCCUCCGGAAAUACUAACAUUUUGUAUUUGGGCAAUUCAGCAGCUAUGCAGCUUGAAAUCCAAGUGGCACUCAACUUUAUAAUUUCAUACUUGUACAAUAAGCUGCCACGGCGACGUGUCAACAUUUUUGGCGAGGAGCUGGAGCGGCAGCUGAAACAGAAAUACGAGGGACACUGGUACCCAGACAAGCCAUAUAAAGGGUCUGGGUUCCGCUGCAUACAUGUUGGGGAGAAAGUGGACCCAGUCGUAGAGCAGGCAGCCAAAGAGAGUGGGUUGGACAUCGAAGACGUCCGCAACAACCUGCCUCGGGACCUUAGCGUCUGGAUCGACCCGUUUGAGGUGUCUUACCAGAUUGGGGAAAAGGGACCUGUCAAAGUGCUCUAUGUGGAUGAUAGCAACGAGAACGGGCUGGAAUUGGAUAAAGAGAUCAAGAACAGCUUUAACCCUGAAGCCCAGGUCUUCAUGCCCAUUACUGAGCCUGUGGGACCCUCGCCCACAUCCAGCUCGCCAUCCCCGCCCUUCGGCCAGUCAGCCAGUGUCAGCCCUAGCUUCAUGCCUCGCUCAACCCAGCCUUUAACCUUCACCACUGCCACUUUUGCCGCCACCAAGUUUGGCUCCACCAAGAUGAAGACCAGUGGGCGGAGCAGUGGCAAGGCAGCACGGAGCUCGCCGACCAAUCUGGGCCUGAAUGUGAACAACCUCUUAAAGCAGAAAGCCAUCUCCACGUCCAUGCAUUCUCUCUAUGGCCUUGGCCUGACUGGGCAGCAGCCGAAGACGUCGGCCCUGUCCCCCAAUGCCAAGGAGUUUGUGUUCCCCAGCCUGCAGGGCCAGGGCAGCCCAAGUGCAAUGUUCCCUGGGGAGAGCUCCCUCAGCCUCAGCCCUCUCCAGUACAGUAAUGCCUUUGACGUGUUUGCCGCCUAUGGGGGCCUGAACGAGAAGUCCUUGAUGGACGGCCUGAAUUUCAGCUUGAGCAACAUGCAGUAUUCUAACCAGCAAUUCCAGCCAGUAAUGGCCAACUAGGAAACAAAGAUGCUAUUAAAAUGACCAGAGAUAUGUGAUGGGGGUGGGAGGGGCGCUUAUUUUCAAAAAUUCUGAAAAAGAUGAAAAAAAAUAGAAAAGAGGAAAAAAAGGAAGCUUACACAUGUCAACUGUACAGUCCCAUUGUACAAGUCAAAGAGCAUGAGCCCGAGGGUGAACUACUUUGCCCCCUUGAGUUUUUUGGGGUUUUUUUCCCUUUUUUUUCCCCCCCAUUUUCUUUUUUUUUCUUUUUUCUUUUUUUUUUUUUAAAUGAUGAAGCUUGCAGUACUACAUGUCCAAGCUUGGUUACUUCCCUAAACUCAACAUUAUAUUGCUUUUCAUUUGCCAACCAAGCACAAAAUUUAUUUUUAUUGACUGCUUUAAGAUAUCUCUAUGAGGAAUUAAAACACAAGUCAUGGCCUCCUACAGUAUUUAAGAUAUAGCUGGACAGCCAAUUUUCAGAGGAUUGGCAUAAAUCUAAGUGGAAUUUCCUGGUCUUUUUUCUAAUUGUAUAAUUUAAUUUAGUACAGAGUUUGUAAAAUAUCAGAGUAUAUAUUGUUUCUACAACAUGGUAUUGCAUUUAUAUCUUUUUACUACUCCAGUGAUCCGUGAUGGCUGCAGCAGCUUUUGUGUUAUUUCUUUUUUUAUUGAAAUUGUAAAAUGAAUCCAUCUUUCAGAACAUCACCUAUUCUAAAGAUUGUGUACAGAAUAUUCCGUAGUGGUGGGAUUUAAGAAUAUUUGCUUUUUGAAAAAAAAAAACAAAAAAAAAAACAAGAGUUGUAUUUUCUGUUAAGAGUUAAAAGAUUUUUGCUAUAUUAUGGACAAAAUGUAAUCGUAUAUUAAUUUUGUACCUACAUUGUGCAAUACUUGAUAAAAAAGAAACGGUAUAACAAGUAUUUGGAGUCAGUGUCUUACAUGUUAAGAGGGACUGAGUUUAUUAAGUUUGUAUUAAAAUGCUUGAAAAUAUA
Messenger RNA from Electrophorus electricus (electric eel), 2370 nucleotides. RefSeq names its product transducer of ERBB2, 1a (gene tob1a). Gene Ontology annotation, cellular component: cytoplasm; nucleus. The record is from RefSeq and is a predicted model, not a curated record. Gene Ontology annotation, biological process: regulation of gene expression. Gene Ontology annotation, molecular function: transcription corepressor activity. NCBI's taxonomy places the organism in Eukaryota, Metazoa, Chordata, Actinopteri, Gymnotiformes, Gymnotidae.